AUGUUGGAGGGUGUUGUUGCUAAUCUACUCAAUCGCUUUCUGGGUAUCUAUGUCAAGAAUUUCGAUGCGAAACAGUUGAACAUCGGUAUAUGGUCCGGUGACGUGAAAUUGCGCAAUCUCGAACUUCGCCGUGAAGCACUCGAUCAGCUGCACCUGCCCCUGAAUGUGGUCGAGGGCCAUGUCGGACAACUCACAUUAUCAAUUCCGUGGUCCAACCUAAGAGGCAAGCCCGUCAAGGUGGAUAUUGAGGAUGUCUUCCUGCUGGCUGCGCCAAAGGAGGAUGCGGAUUACGAUGCGGAAGAGGAGGACAAGCGCGCACAUGCGCUGAAGAUGGACAAGGUAGAGAGCGCCGAGCUGAUUCGUGAGCGGAACGAAGAAGGCAUGAGCCAGGAAGAGCAGCGACGAAAUCAAAGCUUUACCCAGAGCAUGGUUACUGCGGUGGUAGACAACUUGCAGGUUUCCAUCAGGAACGUCCAUAUCCGCUACGAAGAUUCAAUCGCUUCGCCUGGGCAUCCGUUCGCGGUGGGGUUGACACUGAAAGAGCUAAGCGCCGUCAGCACCGACUCAGACUGGCGUCCAACUUUCAUCCAGUCUACGUCGGACACCACCCACAAGUUGGCUACGCUCGGGGCUCUUGCUGUGUACUGGAACACGGAUGCCACGCUUUUGGGCACUGGCCGUGGCUCUGAUAUUGGCGCCGAUGCCCAAGGUAUCACUCACGAUGAUUUGAUGAAUAAAUUACGCGACUCCAUUGACAACGGCGACGCCCAUCAGUACAUGCUUCGUCCCGUUAGUGGCCGCGCGGGUCUGGAGAUGGACAAGUCCGGAAAGCAUGACCGUCCAGCCAUGAAAGCCCGACUUCUGUUCGAUGAGCUCGGCUUCGUACUAGAUGACAACCAAUACCGCGAUGCCUUGAUGCUAGUCGAUUUGUUCCACUAUUUCAUCCGCCACCAAGAAUACAGACGCUACCAGCCCAAAUCCUCCGUCAAAGAAGACCCUCGUGCGUGGUUAAAAUUUGCCGGCCAGGCUGUUCUCAGCAAAAUUCAUGAUCGCAAUCGACGGCGAAGCUGGGAGUACAUCAAAGAGCGCCGAGAUGAUCGGAUAUCGUAUAUCAAGCUGUUCAAGAAAAAGAAGCGAGAGGAAGCACUUACGGCAGAAGAAACGAAGGAGCUCAAUCGAAUCGAAUACAAGCUCAGCUACGAGGACAUUCGGUUCUGGCGGUCUCUCGCACGUAACCAGCUCCGCAAGGAAAAGGUGGGUGUAAAGAAGCCGGCCCAACAACAAUCGUGGUCACAGUGGAUCUGGGGCAGUAAGCCAGCCGAGUCCGAGGAGGUCGCCAUGACAGAUGAACAGCGACAGGAACUCUAUAACGCCAUUGAUUGGGACGAGAAACGAGCGCUCGCCGAGAGCGUCGACGUACCCCGUGAAUGGGUGAAACUCCAGGUUAACUGGAGUUUGCGGGCUGGUAGCUUCACCCUGAAACAAGAUCCCCAUGGCGCCAACAACGAGGUCAUGAAGAUUGUAUUUGACAACUUCCGAGCCAAAGCUCUGCAGCGUCCAGACUCGUACCUCCUUGACCUCGAUCUGGGAGGUCUGAAGAUGUAUGACGGAACUACGCCUGGUACUCUUUACCCAAAGAUCGUAAAAGUCAAGGAUUCACUCCCAGAGGCCGAUAAAGAGCAGCAAUCAGGCCCGGAUGACGAUGAACUUGUCUCAGAGGCGGGCGUGGACGACUUUAUGGAUGAAGACAGCCUGUUUCACCUGCAACUGGAGAAAAACCCGCUCGACAGCGAUGCAGAUACCGCGGUCAAGGUCAAGCUGAAGAGUAUUGAAGUCAUCUACAACCCUCGAUUCAUUGUGGGCAUCGUGAAAUUCUUCGAGCCUCCCGAGCGACACAUGGAGUCGAUCGGCGCACUGCUCGAUACUGCAGGAGCUACUGUGGAAGGUCUGCGGCAACAGACACGCGCUGGCUUAGAGUUCGCUUUGCAAGAGCACAAGAAGGUCGACGCUCAAUUCGACGUUCGCGCUCCUUUAAUCAUUGUCCCUGAGAGUAUUACUCAAGAAAGCUCUCUCUGCUUGAUUGUUGAUGCUGGUCAUGCAAGUGUCAACAGCGAGUUGGUUGAUCGCAAGGCGAUGAACGACCUGCAAAACAAGCAAAAACGUCAGUAUGAAGAGGAAGAUUAUAAGCAACUCGAGCACUUGUUGUACGACCGAUUUAUCAUCAAACUGGACUCCACUCAAGUUCUCAUCGGGCCGGGAAUAGAUGCCACAAAGGCACAACUUACGACUGGGGUCGAGUCAAAAAAUUUCCAUCUCAUUGACCGCAUCAAUGUGGAUUUCGUGCUUGAGAUGUGCAUCGUUCCGAAGGUGACGCAGCUCACUAGAACACGCAUUUCGGGAUAUCUGCCGGAACUUCAUGCAUCCAUGUCAGACACAAAAUACAAGGGCCUCAUGAAGCUCAUAGACAUUGCUAUUCCCCAUUUCGACGAAGCCAAGGAUAGUUCCGCAAAAGAAGAGACAGCUGCUAAGCAAUCCACUGCGGUUACUCGAGCUCGCUCAGCCUCUUUCCAGCCGUCUGUCCAACGGGACCUUCCUGUGGUCGACGAAGACGAAGACUUAGAUACAACGUCGGAGGUUGACAGUACUCGACAAAGCCUGGAUUCAACUAUCAAUAUUCACCGUCGAGAUUUUGAGUUCAAGUUCCAUGUUGGACGCCUUCGCGGAUCGCUAUUCCGCGCGAAUUCCGAGGAACCGCAGAAUGACAAGCUGCUAGUGGAGUUGGUGGCGGAGGGGUUCGAGCUCGACUUCUAUAUGCGCCCGUAUGAUAUGAUUGCUGAAGUCGUUUUGAAAUCCUUGAGCGUGGACGAUUACAUCGAGGAAAACCCGGUUCCCGAGUUUAAGCGAAUAAUCUCCUCUACUGGCUUCGACGCAGAUGAAAAUAACGACCUUUUCCACUUGAAGAUGGUGCGAGUCAAGCCAGAUUCACCAGAGUUCGAUGCAGUGUAUGAGGGCGUGGCUAUGAAUCUUGACAUAUCUGUGUCCACAAUCAAUCUUGUUGUGACUCGGAAGACACUUCUCACGCUUCUCGAUUUCAUCCUCCUGACCUUCACGAACCCACAACAGGAGAAUAGCCAAGCUGGCAAGAUUCGAAUCAAGUCAAAUUUGAAGAGUAUUGCCUUGAUCCUCAACAAUGAUGGUGUAAGACUGGCAACUCUUAGUCUAAACACCGCCGACGUCGGUAUAUUCCUCGUUGGCCGCACCAUGAAAAUUCAAUCCCGAAUCGGUAGCUUGAGUUUGAUUGACGACGGCGACGAUUUCGCAGAUUUCAAAUAUGAGACGUUUGAUCCUGAGACCGAUGCGCAUCCUGGCUACGACUCCGAAGUUUAUCUGAGAUCAGGAUCCAUCAAAAUCAACUUCAUGGAAGAACCUUAUCGCAAAAUCAUCAAUUUUCUGGUCAAGUUUGGCAAGAUGCAGGCCAUCUUCAACGCGGCGCGCCAAGCGGCUGCAAACCAAGCAAAUCAAUUGCAAGAGAGUCAGUCUCGCAUGCGUCUAGAUGUUGAAGUGAAGACUCCCAUUCUGGUCUUUCCUCGAGCUAUGUCAGAAGAUCGAUCUACAGACAGCAUUACUGCAUACCUCGGAGAAAUUUACGCCAAAAAUGAGUUUGUUCCCAUGGAUGAUUCCAAAGACAGCCCCUCUGUCAAUGUGAUCUCUGCAGGUGUGCGCAAUAUUCGCCUGAUGUCUCAACUAAAUUAUGGGGAUGGAGUGGUUGAAAAUCUUGAAAUGAUCCAGAAAGUCAACCUAGACUUCAGCAUUUGUCAUCUUGAGCACCAAGCUAAUAAUCCCCGUCCUGAUAUGGAAAUUGAGGGAUCCUUGUCGCCGAUCAAUCUUUGUAUCUCACAAAGCCAGCUCAAAUUCUUGCUAGAAUUGUCCAAGUCAAUUCCAGGGGCAUUUGCAACUGACCCCGACCAACAAGAGCUUGAUGCAAUUGAAUCCUUGCCAGACUCUCUGAAGGAUGCCGAACUGGCAGCGCAGUCGUCGACUGUUUCGUCUCAGUCGGGUCAUGCCGAAUCAGCUCCCAAUGUGGACAGCAGCAAGGAAACAUGGGUGCGGCUGGACAUGAUCUUCAAGGUGGACAGCGUCGGUCUAGAGCUCAUUCUGGCCGACGAUAAACAGCCCGUUGGUCGUCUAGAGGAUGCCAGCCUUUCGAAGUUCUCGCUCAAUGAUACAAGAGUCAAGCUCCGUAUGCUGACAGACGGCUCUCUCGAAUCAGAGCUCCUGAUUCAUUCCUUCUCGAUCCGUGACAGUCGACAGCAGGACAAGAAUAAAUUCCGAAACAUCAUGUCCUUGAUCAACAAUGAUGUCCAACAGCAAUUUUUGGCAAGCCUUUCAAUGUCCCCAGGGCCAGAAAGGCACAUCACUGCAAUUUUGACUAUCGAUAGUCCUCGCAUCAUGUUUGCUCUUGACUAUCUGUCUGCGCUUCAAUCUUUCAGUAACUCUGCAUUCGCCUCAGAACCUCCCAUUGAAGCUCUUGAAGAAGAGGAGGAAUCGACUGAGGGAUCAGAGAUGGAAUCGGAGGUGGCCCUGUCUGCCGAUAACGCGACCGCAGAAGCAUCAGCCGCCGGUGCCCAAGUUGGAACUACAACCAUCUCGUUCAGGCUCAACUUGGUAGAUGCCCAGGUUAUUAUGGUGGCCAAUCCUGCAAUUGCAAACUCUGAAGCCAUUGUGCUGGGGACCAAACAGAUUCUCGUUUCCCACCAGAAUGUUUCCACAUUGCAGAUCCAGAAGGUGGGCAUGUACUUGUGUCGAAUGGACAAGUUUGAGAACAGUCGUCUCCGUAUUCUGGACGACUUCACGGUUGAGGUCACAGUUGAUAGCCGGACACAAGAAAAGACAUCUGCCUUGACCUCCAUUGAGGUUCAUGUUGAGCCAUUGGUCCUUCGACUAUCCUUGCGCGAUAUUCUUAUGGCUCUCCAAAUCGUUAACAAAGCCUCCGAGAUGCGAGCGCAAGGUACUCAGCAACUUGAAACUGAAGACGCAAAACGGAUUACAGAUGGAAAGACCAGGGCCCGUUCGGUCAGCAAAGCCUCGUCCACAGUCGCCAGUCGGGGUCGUCGACGUGCAAGCCAAGUAACAAAUCACUUUGAUACUCAGGCCACUCCACAAAGUUCAGCUAUUGUGAAGCGUGAGGAGUUAGCUGCUAAGAUCGAUGGAGUCAGGGUCAUCCUCAUCGGUGACUUACAUGAUUUACCUUUGCUUGACUGGAGUGUCAAAAGAUUCAACGUUGAUGUACACGAUUGGUCAUCCACCAUCAAUAUUGACACCAACUUUGAGACAUUUGUCAAUGUCUACAACUUCUCCAAGUCCGCUUGGGAGCCAUUGAUUGAGCCUUGGCAGCUAGGGUUCCAUGUGGCAAAAGAAGUUAAUCCCGAUGUCUUUUCCAUAGACGCUUUUUCUCACAAGACUAUGGAGCUUACUGUGACGUCCGCGACAAUUGCUCUUGCAUCGAAAUCUUUCCAGUUCCUCAACACUGAAGAGGACGUACUUUCUAAACCCCGAGGCGCAGACGCUCCAUACAGAAUUCGCAAUUACACUGGCUUUGACCUCAGCGUUUGGGCUGAUACCAAUGCAGGUGAUGAGGGACCUGCAGCGAAACUCAGUGAUGGAGAGGAAUACCCCUGGCGGUUUGAGGAGUCUACGGCUGUCCGCGAGACCCUGACACCCGAGGGUCAUGGUGGUAUUGUGGGGGUCAAGUUAGAGGGAAGUGGAUUCGAGAGCAUCAACCGCAUCCCUGUUGUGCGUGAAGGCGAGGCCAUCUAUAGCCUGAAGCCAAAGCGUGAUAAUGUGCUCCACAGGCUUCUCGUGGAAGUCAAACUCGGGGCAGACAACGUGAAGUAUAUCACGUUCCGAUCACCGUUGCUCGUGGAGAACAACACUCAAAUACCCGUUGAACUGGGGGUCUUCAGUCCAAACGAUGGUCAUCUCCUAAAGAUUGAGAAGGUGCUUCCGGGCGAUGCACGACCUGCGCCUGUUGGCGCGGCUUACAUGCAUUCGCUGGUCAUCAGACCCGAUCAAGGUUUUGGAUAUGACUGGUCGAACGAACAGCUUUUCUGGAAAGAUCUUUUGAAACGGCCAACACGAACCGUCAAGUGCAUUAGUGAAACCGCUCAACAAUCACCCCCCUUCUACUUCCAGGUCAAUGCUUCUUACAAUAAGAAGGAUUCUUUGACCAGCUCGUACCCUUACAUGCGAGUUCGGAUAUUUGCCCCCGUGGAGAUUCAAAAUCUCCUUCCUUUCGAUUUCAAGUACCGCAUCUACGACAAGAACACCAAGAAAGACUGGACGAACUUUUUGAGGAAGGGCGGCGUCAGCCCCGUUCACGUUGUUGAACUGUCUCAUUUGCUCCUACUCAGUAUUGAUUUGGAAGACACUGUCUACAAACAAAGUGAAUUCGCAAUUGUCAACGGCAACUCUCAAGAUUACCGGAGAGAGCACAUACUCACAUUGAAGGAUGACCAAGGCCUUCAGCUGAAAUUGCGGCUUCAUUACUUCAAUAUUCCUGAAAGUGGUGGCGCGUUCAAGGUGUCUGUGUACAGUCCCUAUGUGAUUCUCAACAAGACCGGACUGCCCAUGGACAUUCAGAGCAAGGGUUUCCUUCAGUCUGCUCGCACCGCUGCCGGGCAAGGACUCCGAGUGGAUCCCAGAGACGGCGGUCGCGCGUUGCCUUAUAUGUAUUCGUACAGCAGUGACGACCAGAAGAAUCGGUCCAUCCUCAAGAUUGGAGAUUCCGCCUGGAGCAAACCGCAGAGUUUCGAAGCCAUCGGAAGCACCUUUGAAGUAAUCUUCCCCGACAGACAGGGCAUGUCCGAAUUCCAUUCCGGCUUUUCGGUGACCGAAGGUGAUGGAAAGUACAAGUUGACCAAGGUUGUUACUAUCACUCCGCGAUUCAUUUUGAAGAGCAAGCUGAACGAGGAUCUUUUGGUCCGAGAACCCGGCUCGUCAAAUGUGAUUCAGAUUGGUAGCGGUGAGCUCGUGCCGCUGCAUUUCCUUCGCCAGGUGUCAGAGAAGCAGCUGUGUCUUUGCUUCCCAGGAGUGAACAACCAGUGGUCAUCUCCUUUCAACAUUGCAGACGUAGGCACGGUCCACGUCAAGCUGGCCAAGGCAAACCAGCGUCAGAAACUUGUCAAGAUCGACGUCAUUCUUGAAGAUGCCACCAUCUUCCUGCAUCUCAGUAUCGAGAAUCGCAACUGGCCAUACUCCAUGCGUAACGAGAGUGACAUGGAGUUUAUCUUCUUUCAAGCUAACCCGUAUGUGGAGGAUGAUGAGGUCGAUCGAUCGAGCGGCUGGCGGCCCAUUCGGUAUCGGCUUCCACCGCGGAGCAUUAUGCCUUAUGCUUGGGAUUAUCCGGCGACGAAGAACAAGUCUCUCGUCCUCACAUGCCAGGGCAAAGAGAGACAUAUCAAAAUCGCCGAAAUUGGCAAUCUCAUUCCCAUGCGAAUCCCGCCAUCGAGACCCGGCGAGUACCAGAAGAUUAUUGAUAUCAACAUUGUGGCCAACGGACCUACCCAGAGUCUUGUCUUGUCCAACUUCAAACCUUCGAAGAGUCUUUAUAAACAACAGAAAGGCCAAUCAUCCCAGAACAGCGUGACCGCCGGAUUCGAAGUGAGGGAGAUGAACUCCGACGUGACUUUCAAGGCCCAGCUCCGCCUUGGGGGAAUUGGUAUCUCGCUGAUCAACCAAAAGAUGAGGGAGCUACUCUACAUGACAUUCCGGGAAAUUGAGAUCAAAUUCCGCGAGUCGAGAGUCUACCAGACCCUCAACACUUCUAUUAAAUGGAUACAGAUUGACAAUCAACUGUACGGUGGCAUUUUCCCGAUGCUGUUGUAUCCUAGUGUGGUUCCGAAGACCGGGAAAGAGAUGGAGGCACACCCAAUUUUCCACGCAAUGAUCACUCGGGUUAAGGACGAUUCCUAUGGUGUUCUUUACAUCAAGUACGCGACCCUUUUGUUGCAACAGAUGACACUCGAGGUCGAUGAAGAUUUUAUCCUCGCUCUUCUUGACUUUGCAAAGGUGCCUGGUGCUUCAUGGUCUGAACCUCAAGAGGGCCAGCUCUGUGACGGAGCAUUCAAUAUCCCGGAACCCCAGCAGAAUUAUGCCGGUCAGGAUGUUUACUUCGAGCUUCUUCACUUGCAGCCCAUGCAACUAGACAUUUCGUUCAUGCGAACAGAGCGAAUCAAUGUCGAAGACACAAUGCAGCCUUCCAAUCCUUUGAUGUUCGUCGUCAAUGUCAUGACGAUGUCGAUGGGCAACGUAAAUGACGCGCCAGUUCGGUUGAAUGCUCUCAUGUUGGAAAACGCUAGAGUGUCUUUUGGAAGGCUGGUCAGCAACAUUCAGGCUCAUUACACGCAAGAGUUCGUCCGUCAAGUUCAUGUGAUUCUUGGAUCCGCAGAUUUCAUCGGCAACCCUGUUGGCCUGUUCAACAACAUCAGCUCCGGUGUCGCCGACAUCUUCUACGAACCAUAUCAAGGACUUGUCAUGACCGAUCGGCCGCAAGAGCUGGGCUAUGGUAUCGCGAAGGGAGCUACAAGCUUUGUCAAGAAGUCUGUAUUUGGGUUCUCUGACAGCAUGGCCAAGUUCACUGGCAGUAUGUCUAAGGGGCUUGCAGCGGCCACUUUGGACAAAGAAUUCCAAGACCAGCGCCGCAUGUCGAAGUCGCGCAACCGCCCGAAGCACGCACUCUAUGGUAUCACAGCGGGUGGUAAUGCCUUUGCUACUAGCUUGGCUAGUGGAAUUGGCGGUCUAGCUCGCCAUCCACUACAAGGAGCUGAGAAAGAGGGUGUGGCAGGCUUCAUUAAGGGCGUCGGAAAGGGAUUCUUGGGAUUGGCAACUAAGCCCGCCAUUGGUGCCUUUGAUCUCGCGUCCAAUCUUGCCGAGGGUGUACGCAAUACAACUACCGUCUUCGACGCUGAGGGUCUUGACCGCGUCCGGUUGACCCGGUUCAUUGGCACUGAUGGUAUCGUGCGCCCGUAUUCGCAGCGGGAAGCUCUCGGGCAGUUCUGGCUCAAGACCACCGAUGAUGGCAAGUACUUCAACGAGGACUACAUUGCCCACUUGGAGCUUCCUGGGCGAGACAUGUUGGUCCUCUUGACCUACGCACGGAUCAUGCUCGUUCGCACGAAGAAGCUCUACACUGAGUGGGAUAUCCGGCUCACGGAUAUUCAAACUAUCUCCAAGGAACGCACUGGUAUGAGCAUCACCCUCAAGGGUGGUGCAAAUGGACCGUUCAUUCCCGUUCAGGACGAGAGCUCCCGGAACUGGUUGUACAAACAGAUUGCCAUUGCGGUCAAUGCCUUUAAUGAAAAGUACAAUCGAGGAUAG
This is a messenger RNA of Penicillium oxalicum, 9375 nucleotides long. Its product is annotated as membrane morphogenesis protein VPS13. The record is from RefSeq and is a predicted model, not a curated record. Gene Ontology annotation, cellular component: extrinsic component of membrane. Bases 1 to 9375 code for a protein of 3124 amino acids. The transcript is spliced from 4 exons. NCBI's taxonomy places the organism in Eukaryota, Fungi, Ascomycota, Eurotiomycetes, Eurotiales, Aspergillaceae. Gene Ontology annotation, biological process: protein targeting to vacuole; late endosome to vacuole transport; mitochondrion organization.